Molecule: messenger RNA, 1936 nt
Organism: Malania oleifera
Lineage: Eukaryota; Viridiplantae; Streptophyta; Magnoliopsida; Santalales; Ximeniaceae
Product: pentatricopeptide repeat-containing protein At4g14170
Exons: 1
Coding region: 1-1743 (580 amino acids)
Biological process (GO): RNA modification
Molecular function (GO): RNA binding; protein binding
Source: RefSeq, a predicted model, not a curated record
AUGUUACCUGUCAAGUUUCGCAGCUUUCAGCUAGUUUUCAGUUGGGGAAAAUGGCGCGGGCCGGCGGCCAACUUGUGCUCGAGAAGGACUUUUGGCUACUGUCAAAUUACGGAAGUACCCUCAUUGCAAGCGGGAAUGGAGUGGGCCGGGCAUGCUAUAAAUGGGUCCCAUGUGCAGCCCAGCUACACUCUUCAGGCCCAUAAAUCUCCUCCGGGAGAUUGGUGGAACGCAAUCUCUCGGUCUGAUCGUUACGGGGAGAUGAACGCAACGGUCAUUUGCGGAAGGACAAAAGCUCUCUGCAACAUCAAAUUCUUCUCAGCCUACUCUUCUGCAAUUCCCCACAAAUCCAACCUCGCUUCCUAUUACUUCUCCCUCCUCCACUCUUCGCCCGACCUCACACACCUCCGCCAUCUCCAUGCUCGCUUGCUGCGGACCCCUCUCUACGCCGACGUGUUCCUCAGCUCCAAGCUCGUUUUGAUGUACUCCCGACGCUCCAAGCUCUUCCCGGACUCCCUCUCCGUCUUCUACCAUAUGCCGGAAAGAAACAUUUAUUCCUGGAACAUCAUCAUUGGCGAAUUUUCUCGGUCUAGUUUUCCCGAGAAAGCGAUUGAAUUGUUCAUUCGGAUGCAGGGGUCCGGUAUUCGACCCGAUGACUUCACAAUGCCCCUUGUUUUGAGGGCCUGCGCUGGUUCUGGGUCGGAAAUUGGCGGGCUUUUGGUUCAUGGGUUGUGCGUGAAAACGGGUAUGGAGGGGAAUUUGUUUGUUGCCUCUGCUCUGGUUUUCAUGUACGUUACGUUUGGGAGGGUUUUUAGUGCGAGAGUGGUGUUUGAUGGAAUGCGUAAGAGGGAUGCAGUGUUGUGGACGGCUAUGCUGGCUGGCUAUGCGCAGCAUGAGGAGCCUAUGUUGGGGUUGGGAGUGUUCAGGGAGAUGGUCAAUGAUGGGGUUGAGCUUGAUGGGGUGGUUAUGGUGAGCUUGCUCUUGGUUUGUGGGCAUUUGGGAUCAUUGAAGCAUGGUAAGAGUGUUCAUGGUUGGAGUUUGAGAAGAUGUCUUGCUUUAGAGUUGAAUUUAGGAAAUGCCAUUGUUGAUAUGUAUGUAAAGUGCGCUUCGUUGUGUUAUGCACAUAGAAUGUUCGAUAAAAUGCCUGAAAGAGAUGUGAUUUCUUGGAGUUCAAUGAUUGUGGGAUACGGGUUGGGCGGUGGUGCAGCAACUGCUAUCGAAUAUUUUGAGAAGAUGCUUGUUGGGGGUGUUAAACCCAAUGAUGUAACAUUUCUUGGUGUUUUAUCUGCAUAUACACACAGUGGAAUGGUGGAUAGAGUGCGUUCUUGUUUUGGAAUGAUGAAGGAUUAUGGGGUUGAACCAGAGUUGAAACACUAUGCUUGUGUGGUUGAUUGCUUGGGGAGAGCAGGGCUCCUAGAAGAGGCAGAGAGGUUUGUUGAAGAAAUGCCGAUUCAACCUGAUGGAGCUAUAUUAGGGGCUCUUUUGGGCGGAUGUCGACUUCAUGCCAAUGUUGAGGUGGGAGAAAGAGUGGCAAAGAAGCUAAUAGGGUUGGAACCUGAAAAGGCUGGGUAUUAUGUGCUAUUGUGUGACAUCUAUGCAGCUGUAGGGAGAUUUAAUGAUGCUGAGAGAGUUAGGAGCUUUAUGCAACAGAGAAAUGUGUCUAAGUCACCUGGGUGCAGUCUUAUCGAAUCAAAAACUUGUUUUCCACUACAAAAUGAGGUUUCAUUUGGUUUUGAAGUUGGUUGAGGUGGUGGACAAUGCAUACUCUGCACAAGUUCCACAAAAUGUGACUGGCAUUGCGACUAGAUGGAUCGAUCUUAAAUUUGCUUUCUAUGAUGAAAGGAAGCCCAUUUUGUUUUAACUUGGUUGAAGUUGUUGGGGCAUGUUCAUGUGGGUGAAUUACCAUCAUUUUCUUUAAUGGGAAAGUAAAUUGAUGGAA